UGGUGUCAUUUGAAGACGUCGCUGUGGACUUCACCUGGCAAGAGUGGCAGCACCUGGAUGUUGUUCAGCAAAACCUCUACAGAGAUGUGAUGCUGGAGAACUACAGCAGCCUGAUGUUCUUGGGGAACUGUAUGACCAAACCGUAUUUGAUCUUCAAGUUGGAGCAUGGAUUUGCACCAUGGAGUGUAUUAGAAGGAUCAAUUCAGGGGCUUCCAGAAUUAAAAACUCAACAGAAAAUGCACUGGAUAGAGACUGAUGAUUUUAAACAAUGCCAGAAUACUGUUUACCAGAAGUUACAUCAGACUUGUUAUCAAGGAACAAACACAGGUGACAGGCUGUAUGAAUGUAGGACAACCUUUAUCUCUAAGUCACACGUCACUAAUCAUCAGGGAACUCAAGCAGGUUAUAAGCCAUAUGAAUGUAGCAAACGUGGGAAAGCUUUCCUGUCCAAGUCACAUCUUAAUAAGCCAUAUGAAUGUCCUGCAUGUGGAAAAGCCUGCAUUACAAACUCAGAUCCUAAUAAGCAUCAGAGAAAUCAGACAUAUGAGAUCCCUUAUGAAUGCAUUGAAUGUGGGAAAACUUUCAUCUCCAUGUCACAACUUACUAAUCAUCAGAUAACUCACACAGAAGAGAAAUCAUAUGAAUGUACUGAAUUCAGAAAAGGCUUCAUCCACAAGUCACAGUUAACUAAUCAUCAUAGAACUCACUCAGGUGAGAAACCAUAUAAAUGCACUGAAUGCGGAAAAGGCUUCAUCUAUAAGUCAGUUCUUACUAUGCAUCAGAGAACUCACACAGGUGAGAAGCCAUAUGAAUGUAUUGAAUGUGGGAAAGCUUUCAUCUCCAAGUCAAAUCUCAUGAGUCAUCAGAGAACUCACACAGGGGAGAAGCCAUAUGAAUGUAUUGAAUGUGGGAAAGAGUUCAUCUCCAAGUCACGUCUCAUGAGUCAUCAGAGAAUUCACACAGGUGAAAAGCCCUAUGAGUGUACUGAGUGUCAGAAAGCUUACAGCUGCAAAUCAUACCUAACGAUUCAUUGGAGAAUUCAUACAGGUGAAAAGCCCUAUGAAUGUCCUGAAUGUGGGAAAGCCUUCAUCUCCAGUUCACAGUUCAUUAAUCAUCAGAGGACUCACAAAGGUGAGAGACCAUAUAAAUGUAUUCCAUGUGGAAAAAGCUUCAUCCACAAGACAGAUCUUACAAAUCAUCAGAGAAUUCACACAGGUGAGAGGCCAUAUAAAUGUACUGAAUGUGGGAAAGCUUUCAUCUGCAAGUCACAUCUUAAUGUGCAUCAGAGAACUCACACAGGUGAGAAGCCAUAUGAAUGUACUGACUGUGAGAAAGCCUUCAUUUCCAAGUCAUAUCUUAAAAGGCAUCAGAGGAUGAACACAGGUGAGAAACCAUUUGAAUGUCCUGAAUGUGGGAAAGCCUUCAUCUCCAAUUCAUACCUCACUAAUUAUCACAGGACUCCCAAAGGUGAGAGACCAUAUGAAUGUAUUCAAUGUUUAAACAGCUUCAUCAACAAAGCAGAUCUCACAAAUCAUCAGAGAAGUCACACAGGUGAGAAGCCAUAUGUAUGUACUGAAUGUGGGAAAGCUUUCAUCUACAAGUCACAUCUUAAUAGGCAUCAGAAAAUUCACACAGGUGAGAAGCCAUAUGAAUGUACUGACUGUGGGAAAGCUUUCAUCAGCACAUCAGAGCUUAUCACGCAUCAGAGAACGCACACAGGUGAGAAGCCAUAUGAAUGUACUGACUGUGGGAAAGCUUUCAUCAGGAAGUCACAUCUUAUUACGCAUCAGAGAACGCACACAGGUGAGAAACCAUAUGAAUGUCCUGAAUGUGGGAGAGCCUUCAUCACCAAGUCACAGCUCACUAAUCAUCAGAGGACUCACAAAGGUGAGAGACCAUAUAAAUGUAUUCAAUGUGAAAAAAGCUUCAUCCACAAGGCAGAUCUUACAAAUCAUCAGAGAAUUCACACAGGUGAGAAGCCAUAUAAAUGUACUGAAUGUGGGAAAGCUUUCAUCUGCAAGUCACGUCUAAAUGGGCAUCAGAGAACUCACACAGGUGAGAAGCCAUAUGAAUGUACUGACUGUGGGAAAGCUUUCAUCAGGAAGUCACAUCUUAUUACGCAUCAGAGAACGCACACAGGUGAGAAACCUUAUGAAUGUCCUGAAUGUGGGAAAGCCUUCAUCUCCAAGUCACAGCUCACUAAUCAUCAGAGGACUCACAAAGGUGAGAGACGAUAUAAAUGUAUUCAAUGUGAAAAAAGCUUCAUCCACAAGACAGAUCUUACAAAUCAUCAGAGAAUUCACACAGGUGAGAGGCCAUAUAAAUGUACUGAAUGUGGGAAAGCUUUCAUCUGCAAGUCACAUCUUAAUGUGCAUCAGAGAACUCACACAGGUGAGAAGCCAUAUGAAUGUACUGACUGUGGGAAAGCUUUCAUCAGCAAGUCACGUCUUAAUGGGCAUCAGAGAACUCACACAGGUGAGAAGCCAUAUGAAUGUACUGACUGUGGGAAAGCUUUCAUCAGGAAGUCACAUCUUAUUGGGCAUCAGAGAACUCACAGGUGA
Molecule: messenger RNA, 2561 nt
Organism: Jaculus jaculus (lesser Egyptian jerboa)
Lineage: Eukaryota; Metazoa; Chordata; Mammalia; Rodentia; Dipodidae
Product: zinc finger protein 345-like
Exons: 4
Coding region: 90-2561 (823 amino acids)
Biological process (GO): negative regulation of transcription by RNA polymerase II
Molecular function (GO): DNA-binding transcription repressor activity, RNA polymerase II-specific
Source: RefSeq, a predicted model, not a curated record